Octodon degus (degu) is the source of this 2115-nucleotide messenger RNA. It is a transcript of the gene Nmd3, whose product is annotated as NMD3 ribosome export adaptor. Gene Ontology annotation, biological process: ribosomal large subunit export from nucleus. The record is from RefSeq and is a predicted model, not a curated record. The transcript is spliced from 16 exons. Gene Ontology annotation, molecular function: ribosomal large subunit binding. NCBI's taxonomy places the organism in Eukaryota, Metazoa, Chordata, Mammalia, Rodentia, Octodontidae. Bases 191 to 1702 code for a protein of 503 amino acids. Gene Ontology annotation, cellular component: nucleus; cytoplasm.
UCAGACAGGCCGGCAGGGUGUAGGUUUUGGUUCUGUAGUCACUUUUCGGUAAAUCAGCCGGACCCUGAGGUGCCAGCUCUGUCGCCUUGUUCAGAGAAGCCGCAGCGGGAUGAUUAGUUUUAUAAAGCGGGGACUAGACAAAUGAAUGAAACGCACCCCCUGCCCUUCUUAAAUCAAGGUGUUCAGAAGGAUGGAGUAUAUGACGGAGUCCACCAACCACAGCCCUGGACACAUCUUGUGCUGUGAGUGUGGUGUCCCGAUUAGUCCAAAUCCUGCCAAUGUUUGUGUCGCCUGUCUGCGAAGUAAAGUUGACAUCAGCCAAGGCAUUCCAAAACAAGUGUCCAUUUCUUUCUGCAAGCAGUGUCAAAGAUAUUUUCAGCCACCAGGAAUGUGGGUACAGUGUGCUUUAGAAUCCAGGGAACUUCUUGCUUUGUGUUUGAAAAAAAUCAAAGCCCCCCUGAGUAAGGUACGGCUUGUAGAUGCAGGCUUUGUUUGGACUGAGCCCCAUUCUAAGAGACUGAAAGUUAAAUUGACUGUUCAGAAGGAGGUGAUGAAUGGUGCUAUCCUUCAGCAGGUGUUUGUGGUAGAUUAUGUUGUUCAGUCUCAGAUGUGUGGAGAUUGCCACAGAGUAGAAGCUAAGGAUUUCUGGAAGGCUGUGGUUCAAGUCAGACAAAAGACUUUGCACAAAAAAACAUUCUACUAUCUGGAGCAGUUGAUUCUGAAGUAUGGAGUGCAUCAGAAUACACUUCGUAUCAAGGAGAUUCAUGAUGGUCUGGAUUUCUAUUAUUCCUCAAAACAGCAUGCUCAGAAGAUGGUAGAAUUUCUUCAGUGUACAGUUCCUUGUAGAUGUAAAGCAUCACAAAGGCUGAUCUCUCAGGAUAUCCAUAGUAACACAUACAAUUACAAAAGUACUUUUUCUGUGGAAAUCGUUCCAAUAUGCAAGGAUAAUGUUGUUUGUCUGUCUCCAAAACUUGCACAAAGCUUGGGAAAUAUGAGCCAGAUAUGUGUGUGUAUUCGGGUAACCAGUGCCAUCCACCUCAUUGAUCCAAACACCCUGCAAGUUGCUGAUGUUGAUGGGAGCACAUUCUGGAGUCAUCCUUUCAAUAGUUUAUGCCAUCCCAAACAGCUAGAAGAGUUUAUCGUGAUGGAAUGCAGUGUAGUUCGAGAUCUCAAACGCAGUGCAGGUGCUGGGGUCAUAUCAAAAAAGCAUACCCUUGGGGAAGUCUGGGUACAGAAAACAUCUGAAAUGAAUACAGAUAAACAGUAUUUUUGUCGCACUCAUUUGGGACAUCUUCUAAAUCCUGGAGACCUGGUGUUGGGGUUUGAUUUGGCUAACUGUAACUUGAAUGAUGAGCAUGUCAACAAAAUGAAGUCAGAUAAAGUUCCAGAUGUGGUAUUAAUCAAGAAGAGCUAUGACCGUACUAAACGUCAGCGUCGUAGAAACUGGAAAUUGAAAGAGCUUGCAAGAGAUAGGGAAAAUAUGGAUACAGAUGAUGAAAGGCAAUACCAAGAUUUUCUUGAAGAUCUUGAAGAAGAUGAGGCAAUUAGGAAAAAUGUCAACAUUUACAGAGAUUCAACUAUCCCUGUAGAAAGUGACACAGAUGAUGAAGGAGCACCUCGAAUUAGUCUGGCUGAGAUGCUUGAAGACCUUCAUAUUUCCCAGGAUGCCACUGGUGCAGAAGGUGCAGCUAUGAUGGCAUAAUGAGAUCAUGUUGUAGACUUUGCACAUCCAUCGGUGUGGGAAGUUGGACACAGUAACUUUUGCUGUAUAUUUCAUGUAUGCCUUCAUAUGUUAAGAGGAAAAAUUUAUUUUUAAGCCUUAAUAAAUAUGACUAUUUUGAUUGCUUAAAGCUCUAAAGGGUUUGAUAGUUUUGGAAAUUUAGAUAAUAGAAAACUAGAUUUCAUAAUUGCCAAUGUUUAGGCUAUUUUGUGUGUGUAGUUUUCUCUCUUUGCUUUUAUUUAAGGCCCAUAGUAUUUGUUUCACAUACCUAAUGCUUAAUGCUGGAAUUUAAAGCUCAAAAGUUGAGAUUCAUUAUAUAUUAAUUCUGAAUAUUAGCUAAAUAUUGAAACAUCAAAAUAAUCUUUAUAUUCUUUUUAUAUUGAUUGCUUUAUAGA